This is a messenger RNA of Maudiozyma saulgeensis, 798 nucleotides long. The record is from the annotation of a GenBank genome assembly. Lineage: Eukaryota; Fungi; Ascomycota; Saccharomycetes; Saccharomycetales; Saccharomycetaceae.
AUGUCUUUCGAAGUUCAUUGGGAGGAUCUACAAAACGAUGCUACUUUAAAUGCUCAAAUACGAGAUAAAUUAAAUAGUUUCUUCGGAUCUUUAGAACUUCCAUCAUACUUAAACCACAUAAGGAUUACAGAUUUUCAAAUAGGUUCUCAUGCCCCAGAGAUAAUACUUCAUGAUAUCUCGGAACCGAUUAGUGGUAUUAACCCGGAUCCAUCUGGCCCCGAUGAAAACGAUCUUCAGCUGUUAUUCGAAGUGAAGUACGAUGAUGAUUUACAAUUAGAAUUAAACACAUCACUGGUACUAAAUUAUCCCUCGAAGGAGUUCAUGGCAUUACCUAUUAAUAUCAAAGUGAGAUUUUUGUCUUUACAUGUAUUAUGUCUCAUUGGAAUAUUUAAUAAAGGUAAGAGAAUAGUAUUUAGUGUACUAUGUGAUAUCGAGGAUCAGGAAGAUAGUAUACGUAGACAAAGUAUUGGGGACCUACUGAAGGAUAAAGUGGGAUCGCCUCUUGAAAGAUUGGCUAUAAUCAAAGACCUCAGUAUUGAAACCGAGAUAGGGUCCGAUGCAGCUCCUAAUUUAUCUAAUGACCUCCAAAUAAAUGACGAUGAUACGCUAUCUGAGUUAAGCUUUAGUUCAAAUCCAAAUGGGGCUACGUUAAGAAACGUUGACAAAUUAGAACAGUUCCUAGUUGAGAAAUUAAAAAAUUUCUUAAGACAAGAGGUAGGAUGGCCAAGUUGGCUAACCUUUGAACUUGAUAGUGAAUCUUCAGACGAAUCCGAGGAUAACGAUUCAGGUGAUGAAUGA